Molecule: messenger RNA, 3461 nt
Organism: Sarcophilus harrisii (Tasmanian devil)
Lineage: Eukaryota; Metazoa; Chordata; Mammalia; Dasyuromorphia; Dasyuridae
Gene: PELO
Product: pelota mRNA surveillance and ribosome rescue factor
Exons: 2
Coding region: 85-1242 (385 amino acids)
Biological process (GO): RNA surveillance; nuclear-transcribed mRNA catabolic process, non-stop decay; nonfunctional rRNA decay
Cellular component (GO): cytoplasm
Source: RefSeq, a predicted model, not a curated record
GCCGGCGGGGCGGCGGCGGCCAGAGGCAGGCCCGAGGAGGCGGAGCGGGACCCUUCCCCCCUGCCCGCUGCCUCCGCCGCCAGCAUGAAGCUCGUGAGGAAGGACAUCGAGAAGGACAACGCGGGCCAGGUGACUCUGGUGCCCGAGGAGCCCGAGGACAUGUGGCACACGUACAAUCUUCUGCAGGUGGGCGACAGCCUGCGCGCCUCCACCAUCCGCAAGGUGCAGACCGAGUCCUCCACGGGCAGCGUGGGCAGCAACCGCGUGCGCACCACGCUCACACUCUGCGUGGAGACCAUCGACUUCGACUCGCAGGCGUGCCAGCUGCGGGUCAAGGGCACCAACAUCCAGGAGAACGAGUACGUCAAGAUGGGGGCCUACCACACCAUCGAGCUGGAGCCCAACCGCCAGUUCACGCUGGCCAAGAAGCAGUGGGACAGCGUGGUCCUGGAGCGCAUCGAGCAGGCGUGCGACCCGGCGUGGAGCGCCGACGUGGCCGCGGUGGUCAUGCAGGAAGGCCUGGCGCACAUCUGCCUCGUCACGCCCAGCAUGACCCUCACCCGCGCCAAGGUGGAGGUGAACAUCCCCCGCAAGCGCCGCGGCAACUGCUCGCAGCACGACCGGGCCCUGGAGCGCUUCUAUGAGCAGGUGGUCCAGGCCAUCCAGCGCCACAUUCACUUCGACGUGGUCAAGUGCGUCCUGGUGGCCAGCCCCGGGUUUGUGAGGGAGCAGUUCUGCGACUACAUGUUCCAGCAGGCCGUGAAGACGGACAACAAACUGCUGCUGGAAAACCGGCCCAAAUUCCUUCAGGUGCAUGCCUCUUCUGGGCACAAAUACUCCCUGAAAGAGGCCCUUUGUGAUCCUACUGUGGCCAGUCGCCUCUCAGACACCAAGGCCGCUGGUGAAGUAAAAGCCCUAGAUGACUUCUACAAGAUGUUGCAACAUGAACCUGACCGAGCUUUCUAUGGACUCAAGCAGGUGGAGAAGGCCAAUGAGGCUCUGGCAAUUGACACACUGCUCAUCAGUGAUGAGCUGUUCAGACACCAGGAUGUAGCCACCCGAAGCAGAUAUGUAAAAUUGGUGGACAGUGUCAGAGAGAAUGCAGGCACAGUUCGGAUAUUUUCUAGUCUUCAUGUAUCUGGGGAGCAGCUCAGUCAGUUGACUGGAGUUGCUGCCAUUCUGCGCUUCCCUGUCCCUGAUCUUUCUGAUCAGGAGUCUGGUUCAAGUUCUGAAGAGGAUUAAUGAUUGGCACUUGUAAAAAAAGACCGUUUAUUGCCCAACUCCUUCACUUACAUAAACUAAUAUAUAAAACAGAUGUUCUUAAAUCCAGUAUGAAAGCUGCUAGGAGGUUCUGUUUCAUUUCCAUGAGAGGGUUUUUCUUGUCAGGCUAACCUAUUACUUUGGAAGAUCUAUACAACUAGAAAAUAAAGAGAAAAUUAAUGUCUUAAUUUUAUCCUUAUUCACAUUACUAUCACUUUAGGGGGAAAAUCUCCUAGAGAUAGAGUAAACAGUUUGAUAAUUAGGGGGGGGAAAGAUGUGUUUCUAUUAUAUCAGCUGCAUUCAGUGUGUACUGUACUGGGGAUAAACUACUGUUUUUGUUUUUACUUUAUUUUCAGAGCGCUUUGCAGUAAUUUUACCUAGUCUUCGAAAAUAGCUAGAAAGUGGUUUUGGAAGAUGGAUAGAAAAUUCACCAAAGAAAACCUAAAAACUGACAUUACAAGAAUUGAAUGAGAUAGUGUCUAACAUGCCAAGAAGCCACUGUCCUUAAGUUAACUUAAUGCUAUACUUAGCUUACUAUUCAUAGUUUUAGAACAGGAAGGAACCUUUUUUAAAUAUAACACUUGAUUUUACAAAUGUUAAACUCAGGCCCAGAGAGGUUAAGGUGACUUCUCUGAGGUCAAGCAGCUCAGCAGUAGCAAAGGUCAUAGUGCAAUCCAACUUUUUCACCUACAGAGGUCUUUCUGUUUGUGCCAUGCACUUGUUUUGAUUUGUCAGAUUUAUUAAUUGUUAAAUUAUUAGAAUUUCAAGUUGUCUGCCUUUAACUUGGAGUCUUUAAAGCAGUAUUUUCUAUAUUCUAAACAAUUUUGGUUUAGUCAUGCAAAUGCUUCAUGAUUGAACAGAGCCUUUGUGGAGCAAAAUAAUGACAACGUAUUUGACCUGGUUUAUGAUUGAAAAGGGAUGGUAGGUAAUUCACUACAAUGUCAGCAAAAUGGUCUACUGUUUGAAAUGGUAAAUUGUAUUUUGCUUAUGGUUUGGGGGCAUCAGGUAGAAUAUUUUUGACAUUCAUUGACUCAUUCCUAAAUAAUAUGUUUCUGUGCCAUAAAAUAUGUUUAUUUUAUUCCCCAUAAUAAUAUUAAGGUAAUUUACAUCAUUGAAAUUAUAAGAGGCCAUUCAAAAGUCAGUUCAAGUACAAUUUCUGAAGUGCUGUUCUCCUGAACCUGUCAUUUAACCUCUCAGGCAACUCUUUUAGAUUAAAUUGCUAAAUAUAAAAAUAUUUAUUUAUAUAUGGGGGCAAGUCAUAACCCCAACUGCCUCAGUUCUGACAGCUGGCAUGUGUAAAUACAAUCUACCAACAAUUAAUUCUAACUACUAUUCUAGCCAGUGUUUUACAUGUGCCUUCCCAGUAAAUUUUUUCACGAAGUUGCUGAGUAAAAAUAGAUCUUCUAAAUCCAGGAUUCUCUACCACUCCACAAUGUCUCCUUUUUUAAGCCCUCCCCACCCCCCAAAAAAAGUUGUUGCAUUCCCCUUCCUACACACACACACUCUAAAUAAGCUUAUAUUAUACUUGACAAAAUGACUAACAUUAAGAUAUAUAACUGAUAUGGAUACUUUCACUUAACCUCUAGAAUACUUCAUUUCCAAAUGCAGCAAAGCAUUAGAAUGAUGCCUGUGAUAUUAGCUUAUGCUAAGUAAAUUCAGGGGAAAAACUGGAUUAUUCAUCCAGUAAUUUUGACCAUUGCUUCGCACUUUUCAGGAAGGCAUGUCCUACAGUUCAGAAACUUCUGCCUUAAACCAAAAUGUUUUAUGUUACCAUAUGGUCAAUAAUGUACUCACAUGUUGGCCUUGCUUUGUACAAAAUUUAGUCUUUAAAGAUAGCCAUAAUAAUAUUAAGGUAAUUUACAUCAUUGAAAUUAUAAGAGGCCAUUCAAAAGUCAGUUCAAGUACAAUUUCUGAAGUGCUGUUCUCCUGAACCUGUCAUUUAACCUCUCAUGCAACUCUUUUUAGAUUAAAUUGCUGAAUAGUUUCCAGUCUGCUUUUGUUUCAUCCAGAGAAUUUGUUCACUAAAAAUUCUCUUCAUUAGUGAAAUAAUGUGCCCUAUCCCCCAAAAGGCCAUUUAAAUCAUGCAUUGUUUCCUUAUGUUCAGAUUGUAAUUUUUUUCAAAAUCCCAUAGUAAUCAAAUACAUAACUGAAAAAGUUCUCUAAUAAUAUGUACCAAAUAAUAAAAUUAGCAUUAAGAUCUC